Aspergillus uvarum CBS 121591 is the source of this 3099-nucleotide messenger RNA. Its product is annotated as cation-translocating P-type ATPase. Gene Ontology annotation, cellular component: plasma membrane. The record is from RefSeq and is a predicted model, not a curated record. The transcript has 4 exons. Gene Ontology annotation, biological process: calcium ion transmembrane transport; intracellular calcium ion homeostasis. The coding region runs from base 1 to 3099 and encodes 1032 amino acids. Lineage: Eukaryota; Fungi; Ascomycota; Eurotiomycetes; Eurotiales; Aspergillaceae. Gene Ontology annotation, molecular function: P-type calcium transporter activity; ATP binding; ATP hydrolysis activity.
AUGACAAGCAAGCACAAAAUAGCAGGGCAAGCUUUUCUCAGCCAGCCUGCCCAUUGCCUUCAAUACGAAAUAGUACUGAACCAGCUGGGUGUUGAGGCUGAUGAAGGCUUGACCCAAGAAGAUGCUGCUCAACGCCUCCAGCUCUAUGGGCCAAAUAAGCUUGAUGAAAGCGAAGGCGUCUCAAUUAUCAAGAUCCUUGUUCGACAGGUAGCAAAUGCAAUGAUGCUAGUGUUGAUUUUGGCAAUGGCGGUCAGUCUUGGCAUUCAAUCAUGGAUUGAGGGCGGGGUGAUUGCAGCUGUCAUAGUCUUGAACAUCGUGGUGGGCUUUUUUCAGGAGUAUGCGGCGGAGAAAACGAUGGAAUCAUUACAUUCGCUUAGCUCACCCACUGGCACGAUCACCAGGGGCGGCGCAACGUUUUCGGUGCCUUCAUCAAAUAUAGUCGUGGGCGAUGUUGUUGAACUCAAGACCGGCGAUACUAUUCCUGCAGACCUUCGCUUGUUUGAAACGACCAAUUUCGAAACAGACGAAGCUCUCCUUACAGGCGAAUCCUUACCCGUACAGAAAGAUUGCGACUUGGUAUUUCCCGAAGAUACCGGCCCGGGUGACAGACUCAACAUCGCCUAUAGCUCUAGUACCGUUACCCGUGGUCGCGCCCGCGGCGUUGUGGUCAAAACGGGAAUGGGAACUGAAAUAGGGUCUAUCGCAGCUGCCCUUCGUGCUAGCGACAGCAAGCGUCGCCCUGUCAAGCGUGGGCCCCAAGGCGAGACAAAGAAGCGCUGGUAUCUGAAGGCAUGGAGUCUAACCGGCACUGACGCUAUUGGCCGAUUCCUCGGCGUGAACGUGGGUACUCCAUUGCAGCGGAAGCUGUCUAAACUGGCAAUUCUACUCUUUGGGGUUGCUGUACUAUUCGCCAUUAUUGUCAUGGCAGCCAAUGGGUUCUCUAACAACAAUGAGGUCAUCCUUUACGCUGUUGGAACCGGUUUAAGCAUGAUCCCUGCCUGUUUAGUGGUCGUUCUUACCAUCACCAUGGCUGUAGGCACAAAGCGCAUGGUGGAGCGAAACGUUAUUGUUCGCAAAUUAGACUCACUGGAGGCUCUUGGUGCAGUAACAAAUAUCUGCUCCGACAAAACAGGCACCUUAACACAGGGUAAAAUGGUUGUCAGGAAAGCCUGGAUACCCUCAUGCGGCACUUAUUCUGUUGGCAACUCCAAUGAACCAUUCAACCCAACCGUUGGACAUCUCACAUUCACACCAGUCUCACCCCUAGACUUCAAAGAGGAAGAGGAAGGUCCUGCCAUUGGUGAUGUUAAUGGUCUACUUACUGCCAACCAUGCCCUCAAGGACUUUUUGGACGUCGCAUCCAUGGCAAAUCUAUCGCAUGUCUUCAGAUCUGAAGAAGGAGACUGGUGCGCCCGGGGCGAGCCCACUGAGAUUGCUAUUGAGGUCUUCGCUUCCCGCUUCAAUUGGAACCGAGAUAGAUGGACUAAGGGCCCGAAUGCAAUGUGGUUUCAAGAAGCAGAGUUUCCAUUUGACUCAAGCAUCAAAAAAAUGUCCGUCGUUUUCAGAAAGAAUACAUUCGACGCAGAGCAUCGAAUGGUUUUCACUAAGGGUGCGGUGGAGAGAAUCGUGGACUCAUGCAGGACUGUUGUAUGGGAUCAAGGCUCUUCAUUCCCGGUAGUAAUAACCGAUGCUAUUCGAAAUAAGAUUUUUCAGAACAUGGAAGAGCUAGCCAGAAUGGGAUUGCGCGUUCUAGCAUUAGCACAUCGGCCAUGCACUGAACCAUUCAAGACCGAAGGACAACUCGACCGUGAUUUUUAUGAGAGAGACCUUUGCUUUCUAGGGCUCGUCGGCAUUUACGAUCCCCCGCGUCCAGAAACAGCUGCGUCAAUUGCAGCUUGCCACCAAGCAGGCAUUACGGUGCAUAUGGUGACUGGAGAUCACCCAGGCACAGCCCAAGCUAUCGCUCAGCAAGUGGGUAUUCUGCCCGCAAGUCUACGCACCUUAGGAGUAGAGAUGGCAGACUCCAUAGUCAUGACAGCCGCUCGUUUUGACAAGCUUUCCGAAGAUCAAAUUGAUAGUCUCCCUUCACUACCACUAGUAAUCGCUCGCUGCGCACCUCAAACGAAAGUACGCAUGAUAAACGCUUUACAUCGCCGUGGUCGUUUUGCUGCUAUGACGGGUGAUGGUGUCAAUGACUCUCCAUCCUUGAAACGCGCCGAUGUGGGCAUUGCCAUGGGUCAAGCAGGGUCAGAUGUUGCUAAAGAUGUCUCAGACAUUAUUUUAACCGACGACAACUUUGCCUCAAUUCUCAAUGCAGUCGAAGAAGGCCGCCGGAUUUUUGACAAUAUUCAGAAGUUUGUGCUGCACCUGCUUGCUGAGAACAUCGCACAGGCAUGCACAUUGCUGAUAGGACUGGCUUUCAAAGAUAGAGAUGGUCAGUCUGUUUUUCCACUGUCGCCGGUGGAGAUUCUCUGGAUCAUUAUGAUAACAUCAGGCAUGCCGGAUAUGGGACUUGGCAUGGAAGCCGCUGCCCCCGAUAUCAUGGAUCGAUCACCUCAAACUAAAAAAGGCAUCUUCACCUGGGAAGUCAUCAUUGAUAUCUUUGUGUACGGGUUCUGGACAGCAACUUUAUGCCUGUCUGCCUUCUCCCUGCGGAUUUGGGGCUUUGGCGACGGUGACUUGGGAAGCGGCUGCAACCGGGAGUGGUCCGAGGUAUGCGAUCUUGUUUUCCGCGCACGAGCAACAACUUUCGUAUGUCUGACUUGGUUCGCCUUAUUUCUUGCCUGGGAAAUGAUGAAUAUGCGGCGUUCGUUCUUUCGCAUGCAGCCUAAGUCCGAGAAAUAUUAUACUCAAUGGAUACACGACGUGUGGCAAAACCGAUUUUUGUUUUGGUCAAUAAUAGCAGGCUGGAUAACCAUCUUUCCAAUCUUGUACAUUCCAGUGCUGAAUCAUGCCGUCUUCAAGCACACCGGAAUAAGUUGGGAAUGGGGCAUUGUUUUCAUCGAGGCGAUAUUGUUUUUCCUCGGCGUAGAGGCUUGGAAGUACGCAAAGAGGGUUUUUCUUCGGCACGAUUUCAAAUUUCAGCAGGGACCUGGAUGA